Molecule: messenger RNA, 1827 nt
Organism: Ramularia collo-cygni
Lineage: Eukaryota; Fungi; Ascomycota; Dothideomycetes; Mycosphaerellales; Mycosphaerellaceae
Product: related to GYP1
Exons: 4
Coding region: 1-1827 (608 amino acids)
Biological process (GO): activation of GTPase activity
Cellular component (GO): Golgi apparatus
Molecular function (GO): GTPase activator activity
Source: RefSeq, a predicted model, not a curated record
AUGGGCGAUAUUUGGGCAUUUGUAGAUCGGAACGAUACCACAACUCCCUUCUGGCGAACCACAUCCGCGAACAGUUCGCGCAAGAACAGUGAAACACCUGCUGGAGAGCCACCGCGGAAAGUGAUUGGCGCAUCAUACUCCCAUGCCGACAUCUUGAACAUCGGGAACUUGUCUGUUUCAGGCGACUCUCGACCGCGCACACCGCCCUCGAAUCCUCGUUCCAAUCCGUCCAACUCCAGGAAUACACCGUCACCUGGCGCAGGAUCAACCAUUUCCCCGCCACCUGCGCGACGCAAUCCCAGUAGCUACCUCUCCGAAACGAGCAAUGCGUGGGAUCCCGAGGAUGGAGAUGAUGAGGUGGGCGCGGACGAGGAGGAGGAUGAAUUUGGACUGCCGAGCAUAGCGAGCAUGCGCCGGAAGGGAAAGCGAUUGGCCAAGAACAAGGGCAGAGAUGCAGGUGGUGGAGGCAGCUUCGGGCUGGGGAGAAGUAGCAGUGGGUUUGGAGGCACAUUGGGGAAGAGUGGCAGCAGUUCUCUGUCUGCCUGGGCGCUGGACAAUGGGGAUGUGGCCGAAGAGCGAGCCAUUCCGUCAUAUCCUACCACGAAGAAGAGCACCGACGGCCAGAAGAUCCUCCGUCCGCAGUACAAAGACAUUCUACGCGAUCCAGCCAACAGCCUUCACCUCAUAGCACAUCCCACUAUCUCACCCAAUGCAUCUGCAAAGGAAAUGGAUGCCCAUUCCGCUCGAAUCACCCGARUCAACAAGUUCAAGAAGAUCCUUCAAGCCUCCUCAAUAUCCCUCCCCGAUUUAAGGGACUCCGCCUGGUCAGGCCUACCCUCCGAAGUCCGUGCAAUGAGUUGGCAGAUUCUCCUAAACUACCUGCCCACCUCCUCAGAACGCCGCGUCGCCACUCUCGAACGAAAACGGAAGGAAUACCUCGACGGGGUAAGACAAGCCUUCGAACGAGGAACAGCAGGAGCCGAACGUCCCGUCGAAGCCUCGGGAAUUACUCAAUCACCUAACUCCACUCGUGGUCGUGGCAGAGGCCUAGACGAAGUCAUAUGGCAUCAAAUCAGCAUCGAUGUCCCUCGCACAAACCCACACCUCGAAUUAUACCAAUACGAAGCCACGCAACGGAGCCUUGAACGUAUCCUCUAUGUCUGGGCAAUUCGCCACCCGGCGUCCGGAUACGUCCAAGGAAUCAACGACCUCGUCACACCUUUUUGGCAAGUCUUUCUCGGCCAAUACAUUACAGAUCCCGAUGUAGAAUCAGGAAUGGACCCGGGACAACUCCCUCGAGCAGUACUAGAUGCCGUGGAAGCGGACAGUUUCUGGUGUUUGACGAAACUAUUGGAUGGUAUACAGGACAACUACAUCCAUGCUCAACCUGGCAUUCAGCGACAAGUUGCUGCGUUGCGGGAUUUGACAAGUCGCAUUGAUGGGAAACUGGCGAGUCAUAUGGAAAAGGAAGGUGUGGAGUUUAUACAAUUUUCAUUCCGGUGGAUGAAUUGCCUCUUGAUGCGGGAGGUUAGUGUGAGGAACACGGUGCGGAUGUGGGAUACCUAUCUCGCCGAAGAUCAAGGUUUUUCUGAAUUCCACCUCUACGUCUGCGCGGCGUUUCUGGUGAAAUGGUCGGAUAAACUGCUGCAGAUGGAUUUCCAGGAAAUCAUGAUGUUUCUGCAGAGUCUACCGACCAAGGAGUGGGGAGAGAAGGAUAUGGAACUUCUGCUUAGUGAGGCGUAUAUUUGGCAGAGUUUAUUCAAGGGAAGUAAGGCGCAUGUGAGACAGACCAGUGGCGUUGGAGUUGGUGGGAAUUUGAAUCUUUGA